Molecule: messenger RNA, 939 nt
Organism: Marmota flaviventris (yellow-bellied marmot)
Lineage: Eukaryota; Metazoa; Chordata; Mammalia; Rodentia; Sciuridae
Source: RefSeq, a predicted model, not a curated record
AUGGGACUAGGAAAUCAAACAAAUGCUUUAGAAUUUAUACUGCUGGGAUUUUUCCAAGACUCAGAGCAUCAACUGAUGUUAUUUGGAUUGUUCCUAUCCAUGUUUAUAGUCACCUUCCUUGGGAACCUGUUCAUCAUCAUAGCCAUUGUCUCAGAUUCCCAUCUUCAUACACCCAUGUACUUCUUUCUCUUCAAUCUGUCUUUUGCUGACAUUGGUUUCAUCUCUACAACCGUCCCAAAGAUGCUGGUGAACAUUCAGACACAGAGCAGAUCCAUCACCUAUGCAGGCUGCAUCACCCAGAUGUAUUUUUUUAUGGUUUUUGGAGGCAUGGAUACCUUCCUUCUCACUGUGAUGGCUUAUGACCGGUUUGUAGCCAUCUGUCAUCCCCUACACUAUCCAGUCAUCAUGAACUCCUAUUUGUGUGGCCUCCUGGUUCUUACAUCCUGGUUAAUCAGCUUGUCAUAUUCUCUGAUCCAGAGUCUGUUGAUGCUGCGUCUAUCCUUCUGUACCAAUUGGGAAAUUCGACACUUUUACUGUGAACUUGCUCAGGCCCUCAUGCUAGCUUGUUCAGACACACUGAUCAAUCACAUAAUACUCUACAUGGUGACUGGCCUUCUUGGAUUUGUUCCCUUUUCAGGGAUCCUUUUCUCUUAUACCCGGAUUGUCUUUUCCAUCCUGAGAAUUCCAUCAACAUAUGGAAAAUAUAAAGCUUUUUCUACCUGUGGGUCUCAUCUAUCUGUGGUUUCUUUAUUCUAUGUGACAGGUCUUGGUGUAUACCUCAGUUCUGAAGCAUCAUCAUCUUCCUGGAAGGGCAUGAUGGCCUCAAUGAUGUAUACUGUGGUCACCCCCAUGCUGAACCCCUUUAUCUAUAGCUUGAGGAACACAGACAUUAAGAGGGCCCUGAAGAAACUACUUGGUAGUACAUUUUAUGUUCAGUGA